GCGAGGAGAGAGCAGCCGCACAUCGGCAGAUGCAGCCGCGCAUGUAACAUCGCACAACAUGGUUGUACUCAAUACCGUGAGAUCUCCGUGCAUCGCGGAGAAUGCCGAGGAGCAGCAGCCUUCAGAAUGGACUGAAAAGGAGGAUACCCUAGACAUCAGGAUGCCGGCUGCAGCCGGAGACGGACUCGGCGAGUCUCCCUCCCGGUUCCUGGUCGGGGAGAAGCCGCCGCCGCUGCUGCUGGAGGAGACCUUCCUGCCCUCCUGCGUGAGCAACGUGUCCCGGGACACCCUGCGCACCUUCCAGCACACCAAGCGGGUGGGCAACUACCUGAUCGGCAGGAAGCUGGGCGAGGGCUCGUUCGCCAAAGUCAGAGAGGGGCUGCAUGUGGUGACCGGCGAGAAGGUGGCUGUCAAAGUUAUCGAUAAGAAGAAAGCCAAGAAGGACACGUAUGUGACCAAGAACCUACGCAGGGAGGGACAGAUCCAACAGAUGAUCCGGCAUCCCAACAUCACCCAGCUUCUCGACAUUCUAGAAACCGAAAAUAGCUAUUACUUGGUGAUGGAGUUGUGCUCCGGCGGGAACCUCAUGCACAAGAUCUACGAGAAGAAGCGGCUGGAGGAGAAUGAAGCCCGUAAAUACAUCAGGCAGCUGAUUUUGGCUGUGGAGCACCUGCACCGGGCAGGGGUUGUACACCGAGAUUUGAAGAUUGAAAAUCUGUUGCUGGAUGAGAACAACGACAUCAAGCUGAUUGAUUUUGGAUUGAGCAAUUGCGCCGGUAUUCUGGGCUACACCGACCCCUUCAGUACUCAGUGUGGGAGUCCGGCCUACGCGGCCCCGGAGCUACUGGCAAGGAAGAAAUACGGGCCGAAGGUGGACGUCUGGUCUAUUGGCGUGAACAUGUAUGCCAUGCUAACGGGCACGCUGCCAUUCACCGUGGAGCCGUUCAGCCUGAGGGCUUUGUACCAGAAGAUGGUUGACAAAGACAUGAAUCCUCUACCCACCCACCUCUCUCCAGCUGCUGCAAGUUUCCUCCGGUCUCUGCUGGAACCAGAUCCCAUUAAAAGGCCAAACAUUCAGCAGGCGUUGGCCAGUCGCUGGCUUACAGAUAAUUACCACGGGAAGGGGCAGCACACGGUCACGUACCCUAACAGGAUCCACCUGGAGGAUCUCAGUCAGAAUGUGGUGCUCCACAUGUCCGAGAAGCUUGGCUAUAAACACAGCGAUGUCAUCAAUGUCAUACUCUCCAACCGCGCAUGCCACGCGCUCUCCGUGUACUUCUUAUUAAACCGGAAGCUGGAGCGUUAUUUAACAACCAUGAGAAAAACCGACAUUAAUGACAACGUUUGCCACAAAAGUCAGUUACAUCAAAGCGAAAAGUACAGGAUGAACAAGAACUCGUACGAGGAAAGAAAAUCUAAAGAUUCAGAAAAGAGACCAGACCUUCAGCAGAGGGGAGCUCAGAAAAAGGUGGAAAAAAGCUCUCCUUCCCACAGACAGAGCUCCUGUCUCGGCACGCAGAUCUACAACGCCAAAGGUCCCCUUAAGGAGAGGAGAUCCUCCAAAUCAGAGAGGGAAUCCAUUGGAGGAUUGAGCCCGUUCCAUGAGGUCAGGCUGAGUAAGAAGGGAUGCAUAACUUCUUGUUCUCUGGAAUAUUUAGAACUUCAGAGUCCAGAUCCGAGAACCCCCAAGAUUAUGAGAAGACAAGACUCCCACUCCCAGGAGGCAGUAAACAUGAACAUGGGAAGCCGUUUGAGAGAUACCCACAUGAAUGUUGUGAGAUCCUUUGAAUCUGUCAACAGGGAGGACCAGAUUGAAUCUUCAUCACCCUCCCACCAGUACAGAGUGAUAGGAUCCCCGGUAUCUUUCUCUCCGAGGCACUCAAGUGAAAGGACACUGUCUCCGAUCUUCCAGUUUGACAACACAACCCCCGUGAAAGCUCAUUCUAACCAAGCUUCCUUCACGUAUGAUGAUAAAAGCAGCCCAUCUAGCUCAGAAUCCAUGUCUCCAACGUCCCCUUAUUCACCAUCGGGCAACAAUAACGUUUCAGGGAACUUGGGUAGCCCCAACUGUGUACGCAGCAAGGGUAGAUUUCCAAUGAUGGGGAUUGGACAGAUGUUGCGUAAAAGAAGCCAAGUCAUAUCACCCAAAAUGGAGAAACCUCUGGAAUCUAGAAUGCCCCCGUUGCACCAGAUGAGCCCGGGAUAUGCCAGUUUUAACUCCAAUGAUACCAAUGGAUUUUGCUAAUGAGGUAUAUCGGAGAGACUAUGCUUUCUACGUGUUGGGCAUACAGAGGGCCGGCUCACUUUAAGAAAGGUUACUGUCUGUUUAUGACUUUUUUAUCACUAAGGACACGGUUUGGAAGGUUGUUAUUGGAAGGUGUUUGCAUUCUUGCCAAAACACAUCUAGUACUCUCGAACUAAGGGAAUCCAUUUAAGAUGUGCACCAACGGACCUAUAAAGAACAUGCUAGGUUGUACAUUUAUGGUGACGUUACAUGUCCUCUUUUUUUCUGGACACUCUGAGAAAUUUUUUUUCCCUGAAAGGUUACAAUGAAAAUACUGGACUCCUCAAACUACCUAGAGAGCUUUUUGGAGCAUAUUUUUCUUUUAAUAAAACUGAUUCUUGAUUUGUUGCA
Spea bombifrons (plains spadefoot toad) is the source of this 2635-nucleotide messenger RNA. It is a transcript of the gene HUNK, whose product is annotated as hormonally up-regulated Neu-associated kinase. Gene Ontology annotation, molecular function: protein serine/threonine kinase activity; ATP binding. Gene Ontology annotation, biological process: protein phosphorylation; intracellular signal transduction. The record is from RefSeq and is a predicted model, not a curated record. Gene Ontology annotation, cellular component: cytoplasm. Bases 59 to 2245 code for a protein of 728 amino acids. The transcript has 11 exons. Lineage: Eukaryota; Metazoa; Chordata; Amphibia; Anura; Pelobatidae.